Messenger RNA from Wasmannia auropunctata (little fire ant), 4153 nucleotides. RefSeq lists its product as uncharacterized. The record is from RefSeq and is a predicted model, not a curated record. The annotation marks the transcript as partial. The transcript has 3 exons. NCBI's taxonomy places the organism in Eukaryota, Metazoa, Arthropoda, Insecta, Hymenoptera, Formicidae.
UUUUAUUGUAUUAUGAUAUUGCUGUUCCUCAGCUGGCCGCGAGCAAGAUGUACAGAAGACACUGUCUUAAAGGGCGAAGAGAUCUACGAUCAGCUGGCAACCGCCUCGGAGACCUUGGCGCACGCUGCAAAGCAGGUGAAUGAAGACUCAAAGGACAUCGAAAAACAGCUCUCGAGCACGUCGUCGUCAACGGUACACUAUGAAAAUUCCAACGGAUUCAUGCCUAUGGUACCAUCCGCCUCGUACGACGAACUCGACUCGUCACAGACCGGCGAUCAGCAGCAGUCUGAAGAGAACAACGUGACGAAUGCCGACGGUAGGCUGAAUGAGUUCGAGUUGCUGAAGGUGAACAACGACACCCCGGCGGUGGCCAAUUAUCGGGAAUUUUACAAGAACGUGCACGACACGGUGAACACCGGCGAGACCAACGGCGAGUCCGGUAAACUCUCUUCGAGGCGUCCGAAAGGCGAGAGGGGGAGGAGGCUCGAAAAUCACACCCGCAAUUACGGCUGGCAGGCGCAACAGAGCAACAACGAGGAUAUCUAUGCUCAAUUCUACUCGUACAAUGGCGCCCAGGAUACGAAGAAAACUGUUUACGGGCCGGAGAAAGUAGCUGGUAAUUAUCAGCAGCAGAACACCGCGAAUAAUAACUACAAUGGGCUGAACGCGGCCAAGCAGAAUGUAGCAGCACCGGUGCCGUCCUCAUCAAGGACGAAUUACGAGGUCAACGAACUCGGGCAUAGCGGAACUCACGGCGACGCGGCGGAAUCGCCGAGGACUCGCCACAGAUUCAUGAAGCCGGUCGUGGUCGUCGAGCCGAACAACUACAAGGUGGACGUGAAGUUCAGCAGCCAGCUGCGGAACAGCGAGCCGAAUGAUGAUGACAAAAUUUUGAAAAAUCUGCAGGAAUCUUCCAGUUUGGAGAACUACGAUGCUUAUAACAAUCACGACAGGCAACGUAGUUACCACCGCACGGAGGAUUCCAAAGAACACUCGGACGAGAGCACGGAUUACUCCGAUUAUAUCGACCGGCCGAGACUGAGAACUCAAAAGAUUCGGAGACGUCCCGAUACCACCAGAAAACUCCCCAAGGAACAUCGAGGCACGUUAAACUCCGCGGAGAGCGCGGAGGAGAGUAAGUAUAGCUCCUCAAAACUGAAGUCGCAGCGGCACAGAGUGAAGGCGAAUCCAUGGCUGAACGAUCCCAGCGUGGUGAAUCAGCACGACGAGAGCGUCGAGGAUAUUCGACACGAUUCCAGAGGCAGCGGCACGAAAACGAAGACUGUUCCAUAUGGAUCCAGGUCGAAGAACACCAACACGUGGAAUCAGAUAUCUCCGAAUCUCGAGAUCUCUCAUUCUAACGGGAUCGAGCUGGAUCAGUUGGAGAAGCCGAAAUACGUCGUUAAUUUCGUGCCCGUGGCGAAUUUCGAUCACGCGACCGCGAUAGGCGGUAGCCAGGGUUUCGACAUGUCCAACGCGAUGCUGCAGAAUCUCGCCACCGUCGCGCCGAUCGGCGCGUUCAGCACGACAGCGCCUAUCUUGAACACACCUCAGUCCGUCCUCGCACAGAAUCUGUUGUCGAAGAACCUAGUCUCCACGCCGGUGCCCGACAUCAUCGUCGGCCAGAACACCUUCCAAAAUCCCGUUCACACGGUACUGCUUUCUCCGAACGGUCAAAAUAAGAUCGUGGAUACGCUGAGAGCGACAUACGUUCCGAGCACUAUGACACCCGUGUUCGCCAUCACGCCCGUUCACGGUGUGCAGGACAACAACGUGACGCCGCGAACGACCUACGCCAUAGUGCCGCAGCCGACCAUUCAGACGCACCCGGGUUUCCUGCAGACGCCGCUGCAGGCGACUCAGAUCCAGGUGAAUACCCACGGGCUGCAGGGUCAGAAUUUGCUAAAUCACGGUAACUUGCAGGUACAGAGCGUGCCGACAGCGCCCACGCUGCUGUCCAGCCAGGUGAUGCCGGAGGGUAGGGCCAACUUGGAAACGCAGAGCAAGAAGAACGCGUAUCCCACCUCCGGCGCGAACUUCCUCGCCACCGCGAGUCUGGCCGUCGGCCAGAACAACCCGAAGCAGGUGGCUAAUGUUAACUCGUAUUAUGUGCAGGGCCAGAAUGCGCGACUAAUUCCAAAUCAACAGAAUUUGCAGGAGCUGCAAGCUCAAAUGAACAAGCAGCUGGCGAAGGGCGGCAAACUGUCCAACAUCGUGUUGCAGGCCGCUGACAGCUCGACUAGUCACUCGAUUAAUAAUUUAAAUAUGCUCGGAGCAGCUGCAGUCGGAAACGCUCAUUUGCCGAACGUAGGCGCGAAGAACGUGGAGAUCGUGAAUCCGAACAUCAAGCCGAAUCCUCUCAAUGCUUACCAAGCGAUGCACUAUCCGACCGCUGUCCUGACGACGCCCAUCCCGAUCUUCAGCACGAUCGCCUCGGCGACUCCGCAUACCGCGGUCAACCUGCAGAAUUACGUGAACUCUCUGACGGAGUCCGGAGCCAAGAUCAAGCAGGUGGAUCUCAGACCAGCGCAGAAUCAGGAACGACCGAUGUACAAUCCCAUUAAUUUCGUUCCCAACGUUGACAUUAUCAAAAAUCAGAACACUCUUAACAAGUUGCCGAUCAACGAGCCUCUUCAGCCAGGCUUGAAUCUGGUGCCCGCCAUGCCGGGCGGAAACUUCUUCAAACCUGGGUUCUCGGGGCAAGGUGAGCUGAUCAUGAAGCCGAAGCUCGCGUCGGACUUGCAGCAGUACGCCGAGGAGAUGUUCAAGGAGUCCCUGAAGACGAUGUACAACUCGCAGAAGUGGAACAACGACAGGAAACCGGGGAAUAUUCAGAAUAAUCCCGAGGCGAGCGACAUAGCGAAAUUGAGGCUCGAGCUGCAAAAAUUGAGGUCUUCCCUGUCGGAGUCGAAGUACAGAGACCUUCUCGAGGCGCAUCAGAGCGAGAAUAGCGUGCGCACGGCUGACUCGCCCAAAGGCGAUAAAAAGAAAGUGGAUCCGCUGCUGGCGACCUUGGAGCAUCUGCUGAAGACGCGACCCGCGGGACCGAUACAUAUCUAUCAUGGCGCCGUUAAACCCGGUCGCAAACCGAAGCUGGGCGGCGAUGCGACCUUCGCCGCGAGUUCCAACUAUGAUUUCAGCGACAGCAGCCACUUGGAAUUUCUCACGCCACCCAGACCGGAUCCAUUCUACUCAAAGGCUCCCUUUCACGACAAGCCGAUGAAGAAACGACCAGGAGCGAGAUUCAAGAACGGUCCGAGGAAACUGGUGAGGCCGAGCAGUUCACCGCUUAGAUCCGUCGGCUCGCCGUUAGAAACGUCCUCUAGCAACGUGGAGGUGUACGUGGAUGGUUAUCGUAAGCCGCCUGUAAAUUUCGAUCCUGAAAACUUCGACUACGAGCCGAGACACCGUUCGCGAUCGUACCGCAAUUCGUAUCCGACGUUCACCACGUCGAAGCCGGAUGUCCUCGAUAAGAUCUUAAGGGAGAUCAAGAAUAACAAAAGCUACGACAUCAAUCAUCCCAGGAUGCACAAUCUUCUUGGUAUGUUGAUGAAGAACAAACAGCUGCCGAACAGAGGCGCGCAGAACUAUUUUCGCAACAAGGAUCAGUUGAGGCAUCUCGAGAGGGACAGACGUCGGCUGCAGCAGCAGUUCUACGCUGAUACCUUAAGGGAUUACAUGCACAGAUCCGACAUUGAGUCGCAACCUGCUACGGCUGCCAACGGGAAUGUCUAUUCGGGGAAUGGCGUGAAUUCGUAAUCAAAAGUACAAGCAAGACGUCGAUCACGCGAUGCGUUCGCUGGAGAUUCGCGUGUAAAAUCCGUUAAAUAAUGAAUUGUAAAUCGUAAAUCCGCUCGUGAAAGUAUUAGAAUUAAUUAGGUAGUAAGUACGUUUAUCCCGUUUGCGAUAACGGACGACCUUCCGUCCGCUUUGCGCAUUAACGAAUGCAGCAUCACGCCAGCAUCGAACCGCUGCGCUGUUCGCACUAAGCAUUUAAUUAUAAUAAGUAACGUUUUAUACGGAAAUUGUAAAUCGUUAGUAUCAUAUGCGCUCGCACGGAAUGUUCGGGUCGAGGGGACAGCAAAUUUUCAUCGGUCAUCAUUGUAAGACGCUGACAAGUAUUGUAUGUACAUAUUAAGUUAAACAAGAAAUA